AUGCCGGAACUAGAUGAAUAUAUGUAUGCUCUUGCCUGGAAUAACAACACAUCAGUUGUGGUCAUUACCCUGAUAUUCUAUGAGUACGUGCUUCAGUUCGAGAAAGAGGUCACGUUUGUUUGGGAAAGACAGUGGUCGAUGAUGACGUAUCUAUACCUUGUUGUUCGAUAUUUCGGUAUUUUGAUUGCAAUAAUCUCCGCCUGCUGGGGAGGUCUAUUUUAUAUACCUGAAGCAGUGAGUUAUGGUAUGUUUCUGUUUAUCCAAUGGAGUCUUUCUGUAUAUUUUUGCUUGGGAGAAGUCAUUCUCAUCUGGCGUCUAUACGCCUUGUACAACCAAUCCAAGCCUAUCCUUUAUGUUCUACUGGUGUUGUUUAUACCUAUUGUCGCGCUCUAUAUAGCGGUGGAUAUAUAUUUAUGGAGUCGACCCUCAGCGAUCUCAAUACAAGAAGUAAUAAUAACCCCAAACAUCAAGUACUGCGCGGCUUUCUUCCACAUCGGACCCAUGCCAGCGAUAUAUACUUCCAUCCCCGUCAUAUGCUAUGAUAUCUUCCUAGUUGUCCUCGCCAUUGCCGCCCUCGGGAAGCACCUGAAAGAACGGAAGGGACUUCGAAUGAAACCUAACACCUAUGUAAUCGUGAUCGUCCAAUAUCAUGUGAUAUACUUUGUCCUGAAUUUGGCGAAUCAAAUAUUCAUGGCGAUAUUGUGGGCCAACCUUUCGACGGUAGUGAUGAAUCUCCUUCUAAUGUUCAACGAUACUGCACCAUUUAUUAUCGUGCCACGUCUUAUCAUCAGCAUUUGGGAAGCGCAUGCCAACGAUAACUGUGUGCAUGUCAGUACAACAUUCCAGGAUUGCCUCUGUUGGACUUCGCCACCGAUGUUGGAGGAGCACGAGCUGGACUCGCGCGAAUGAUAUUUUAACUUAGGAGGAGGUAGAGUGAAAACCCUUCGCCCGGACUCUUGUCAUAGAGGAAUUCUCUGAUGCUAGUCCAUAGUGUCAUAUCGAGACAUCUAACACUGUACAUUGUCGCUACCAAGGAUACAUCAAUAGUGAUUGAUUCAUCAGUGGUUUUGGAUGAUCGGGUUCCUCCACAUCAUCUAUGGCAACGUGCAUUCACUAUCAGCGACCAUAGCAUCGCAGUAAAGUCGCCCCCAUGCAGCAGACUGUGGCGCUUUUGACUAGUCAUACUCGCCUUAUGUGCCUGGCUAAAUACUGCUCAUUAUCAAACUAGCUGUCGGUACAGG
Suillus discolor is the source of this 1241-nucleotide messenger RNA. RefSeq lists its product as uncharacterized. The record is from RefSeq and is a predicted model, not a curated record. Bases 1 to 909 code for a protein of 302 amino acids. The transcript has 13 exons. Lineage: Eukaryota; Fungi; Basidiomycota; Agaricomycetes; Boletales; Suillaceae.